CUCGCCGUCGCGCUCUCCUAGCCUCUCUGCCGGCUCGGUGGGCUCCUCCCGGCGUCUCUCGCCUCCGGGGUCCCGCUCCCCGCCCCCCGCGGUAUGUCUUGAUCCCGAGCGGCGGGUUUCAUGGGGCUCCUCAGGAUUAUGAUGCCGCCCAAGUUGCAGCUGCUGGCGGUGGUGGUCUUCGCCGUGGCGAUGCUCUUCUUGGAGAACCAGAUCCAGAAACUGGAGGAGUCCCGGUCGAAGCUAGAGAGGGCUAUUGCAAGACAUGAAGUACGAGAAAUUGAACAGCGACAUACACUGGAUGGCCCUCGGCAAGACACAGUUUUAGAUGAGGAAGAGGACAUGGUCAUCAUUUAUAACAGAGUCCCCAAAACUGCAAGCACCUCUUUUACCAAUAUUGCCUAUGACUUGUGUGCAAAGAAUAAGUACCAUGUCCUUCAUAUCAACACUACCAAAAAUAAUCCUGUGAUGUCACUGCAAGACCAGGUGCGCUUUGUAAAGAAUAUAACAUCUUGGAAAGAGAUGAAACCAGGAUUUUAUCAUGGACAUGUUUCUUACUUGGAUUUUGCAAAAUUUGGUGUGAAGAAGAAGCCAAUUUACAUUAAUGUUAUCAGGGAUCCUAUUGAAAGACUAGUUUCUUACUAUUACUUUCUGAGAUUUGGAGAUGAUUAUAGACCAGGGUUACGGAGACGAAAACAAGGAGAUAAGAAGACCUUCGAUGAAUGUGUAGCUGAGGGCGGCUCAGAUUGUGCUCCAGAGAAGCUCUGGCUUCAAAUCCCAUUCUUCUGUGGUCAUAGCUCAGAAUGCUGGAAUGUGGGAAGCAGGUGGGCUAUGGAUCAGGCCAAGUAUAACCUAGUUAACGAAUACUUUCUGGUGGGAGUGACUGAAGAGCUGGAAGAUUUUGUCAUGUUACUGGAGGCAGCUUUGCCCCGCUUCUUCAGGGGUGCUACAGAACUCUACCGAACAGUAGGAAAGAAAUCUCAUCUUAGGAAAACUACAGAGAAGAAACUACCCACUAAACAAACCAUUGCAAAAUUACAGCAGUCUGACAUUUGGAAAAUGGAGAAUGAGUUCUAUGAAUUUGCGCUCGAGCAGUUUCAGUUCAUCAGAGCCCAUGCCGUUCGAGAAAAAGAUGGAGACCUCUACAUCCUUACACAAAAUUUUUUCUAUGAAAAGAUUUACCCUAAAUCGAACUAAGUACACAGUGUGACUUGGAUUCUGGAACUAAAACUGUUUUACUGUAGUUCUAAGCUCCACAACUUGGAGUUUAGGUGUAAAGCAAAUUGUAUUGACCCAAGUUAUGAAUAGACAUUGAUAUCAAGGAAAUUAUGCUGGCUGAUACUGUCAGUGUUUUAAGAAGUUUAAGUUUCAGGGUUUAUCUUAUGUUUGUUUGUGUAUAUUUUCUUGUUAAAUUUUGGUGGGAGUUAGACAGCCUCCUACAUGGGGAAAAACCUUCACCUAAAAUAUGAACGUAUGGCAGAUCUAAUCAAGAGGCUAAAUACAAUUUCAGAAAAGUUUCUGAUACUCUUUUUGAUGGAGCAUUCUUUCAGUGAAUCGCAAAUGAAUCCCUUUGCUGCUUCACCUUUGCGUGGAGGUUUGGGCUACACACCUUGACUGGAUAGUGUUGAGAACUGGCUGGCAGUGUGCUUUGUUUUUGUGAGUCCUGUGCGAUGGCCUUUAUUGGACUGUUCAGUCUGUUAGCUAAGAAAUGGUUCUGCUGUGGUUGGGCUUGUCCAUACUUAUGUAGGUUGUUUUAAUUUUUUUAAAUGACUAGUAGUGUUAAAAACUAAUUUUAAACCGUUACUAAUACUGUAAAAAGAUAGUCAAAGCAGUAUUUUUAUUCUUGUCUUCCCAUUAUCCAAGAUUGGGAAGCCACUGAAAAGAAUGUUGGCAUUGCCUGAGUUUGAGCGUAAGCUCCCACACAGUGAUGUCAGGGAAGGAAUUUUUAGUAUUUGUUUCUCCGUGGAUAAUUUGUAAUAGCUGUAAACCGAAAGAUCAGUAAUUCCAUAUUAUGACUCCGUUAGUGAGCUGUGGUAUGGGUAGGAUUUUCCUACGUCUUCUGUACUUUUAUCUUGUAGAAUAUUUUUACUAAGGUGCUUUAUAAUGUGUUUUAAAGCAUUGCAUUUACAAAAAAAAAAAAGGAAAAUGCUGUAUAUAUUGCAUAUUUUAUGUAUUUGGACCAAAAGGUUACAAGUAAUUAGGGGGAAAGUGGUCUUGCACCAAUUUUAUUGUGUCUAGUAAAACCAUGAGAGCUACUGUUCUUGUAUUUCUCAUUUAACUGUACUGUUAGACAUCACUGACAUGAUCCUCAGUACCUUUCACUUUCGAUACACAGUACAUUGUUCACAAUUGGAAGCAGUAGUUAUAAUGAGAAGGAGUCAGAAAACAUGAUUUCUAAUUCGUGUUGUGCCACUUCCCAUCUGUGACCUGGGGCAAGUCACUUACGCUCUCCUUGCCUUGAUUUCCUCAUCUUGAGGAGGGGAUAAUGGGACCUGCUGCACCUACCUCACGAGGUGUUGUGAGGAGUCAAUGAGCUGGCAUGUGAAAGCACUUUGAAAACUGUAGGCGCUCUAUAAAAUGUAUUAUUGUAGAAACAUCCCUAACCAACAGUUCCAUACCUUUUUUAUUUUAUUUUAUUUUCGCACAAGAAGGGACCGUCCACUUAAAAGCUGGUUAAAAAAAAAGUUAAUCUUGGCAUAAAUUCGUGUUGGAUAAAGAUUGGCUCAGUGUUUUCUCUCUUGCUGCAGUAGCUACUGCCGUAGGGAACACCUGUGAACUCUGACUGCUCUGAGCAGCUGCUGGGCUCAGAAGGGCCCCUGCUUGGAACAGACCUCGUUAGCGCCCGGGAGCAGGGGGCGUGGCUUUCCCAAGCAGAUGGGUCUGUCUGUUUAUGUUACAUAACCUUUCAGAAACAGGAGCGAUUUCAUAGCUAUGGUUUUCUAAGGUGGAUUUUGCAGAGCCUGCGUUCCCUGUGCAGUCUUGACUUUCUUCCCUUUCUUGCCAUAACAGAUCGUUUUACAAGUAGAUUUUCUACAAGGAUAAUCUUUAAUGUGCUGAGUUGAAUACACCAACUGUAAACAUUUUAGGCAAAUUGCCUUAAACAUUAACUGUAAAAGUGGGGAGGGGGAAACACGAUCCAAAAACAUUUAACAUUUCAAAGGGGAAAAAACACAAUUAUGUUGGUUAAAAAACAAAAAACGUAAUCAUUUUUUGACUCUUUUCCUCCAAUAAUAUGAUAAUAUUAAGAGAACAUAGCCAAGCAUACUUUUCUGAUUUGGCUUCCUGUUUCCUCUCACUCUAUGCCCCUCCUUCCCUUCCACCCACCUUUCUUCUCUCUCCCCCUCUCAAUAUGUUCACUAACUUUUGUGGGUAUUUUUUGAAAAUAUACAAAUUAUUUCCUUGCUCAAAAGGAAAGUACCACUUUAAGGUGAGAAUAUUUGAUGUUUGCCUGCUAAUGAACUCCCAGUAUGCAGGUUAUUCUUGGGUGGGAAUACAAGCUAAAGUCGUCCAGAGGUGCAGUAACUCUUAGGUAACUAAGGUAGCGCCUAGUACACUAGGCUCCAGGGAUCAGUAAGUUUUGUUUUGUUUUUCCCCGCCCGGAACAACUUUAUUUCAGACUAGGCCAUGAACUCCUAGGGGAUGGGCCCAAGCAGCUCGGGCUGCUUCCCAUUGGUCCGCACAGUGGGCCUCGAGCUGCAGCCGCAGCCAGCUGCCCUUCUCCUUGGCCGCCGCCUCCUGGUCGUUCUCCUUCCUGCGAGUCAGGAAGAGGGCUCCAGGUGCCCCAUGCGCACCUUGAUUCCUCUGAGCGAGGAUCUGGCCCUCACCUUGCUUGGUCUCAACAUUGCCACGGCGUGCGGGGCCACGCUGUAGACGCGUCCAGGUUUGCGGUGGUAGCAUUAGUGCGACAUCCCCUUCUGAACAGUGCCCGUGCCCUUGAUGUCCACGAUGACUGCUUUCUUGUGGAGUCGCAUGUAUGUGGUCAGGGGAACCACGCCGUGCUUCCCAAAGGGCCUGGAGAAACAGGUAGCGGAUGCCCCUCUUUCCCUUGGUUUUUGUCCGUCAUUUGGGCAGGUCACUGCAAGACGAAGGUUCUGACGGAAAAGCAAGGGGGUUUUUUGGUGAAGGGCCAGAGUGAGUAUUUUAAGUUUUGUUGGACAUAAUGGUCUCUCUCUUAGCUAUUCAGCUGUGCCAUUGUAGUGCAGAUCAACCAUAGACAAUACAUAAAUGGGCAUUAUGUGUUCCAAUAAAACUUUAUAAAAACAGGUGACAUGUCAGAGCUGGCCUGUGGCCUGCAGUUCACUACUCGCUGUUCUAGAGAAACCCUUCUUUAUGGGGAAAUCGUUUUUUUUAAUCUGUACUCUAGUGGCCUAAAAUGAGUUUAUAUGCUUUGAAAAACUCCCAACGUAUCCAAAGAAUAGAUUUCUGAUUCAUGUGGUCUCACCCACAAAUUCAUAAACUUCUACGACUUCGAUUGCUUCUGGGUGGGCAUGUUUUCUUUCCCAGUUUAAGAGUUCAAUAUAGAAGUAUUCAUUCUGUCAUCAUUUAGGAUGGGUUUGUGUCCUUCCUGGAGGCUGAGAAAGGGUGGAUUUCAUUCCAUCGGGUCCAUUGUAGUCCUGGAAGCCUGACUAGUGCAGAGUCCUUAAAACCCUAACUUCAUAAUCAAUUAUAUAAAUAAAUAGAAUCAAUGAGACAACGAUGUAUUUUUUUAAAGUGGCAAAUGUGGUUUUCUUUUUUCAACCUUUGCGCUUUUUCGGUAUUUUGAUCUUAGGGAGAUAUCUUUUUUAUAAUACAAAAGUAAAUUAACCACCUUGGAUUUUAAAAGAGGUUAUGUGUGUAUGUGUGUAUAUCUAUAUAUGUUCAUUUCCUAAAAGAGGAAAAGAGUAUCUUUUUGUUUAACUUGAAUGACCUCCUCUGUUUUCUAAUUAUUGUGAAAUGUCAACUGUUGAUAAAUUAUUGUGACUUUUAAAAUGUAAUGGGAGGAUAUAUUCUGAUUUUAUCCAGCUUUAAUAUGUAAACUAUCACUUAAAUAUAUAUGAUAGCAACACUUAAAAUACUGCAUGGGAUUACUUUUGUAUCAUCCAUAUGCAUUUGUGCAACUCUGAGUGUAUUGGGUGCUCCUGGACUCCUGACAACUGGAUGCAAAGUAUUGAAAAUCAGAGAACUUCAAUGUGCCGACUUCAUAAAUCUUUCAUUUUAUCUUCUGUUCUUUAAAUUCAGCCAGUGUCUGUCAUUUGAAAUUUGUUGCUCUUUCUCAAUUGAUGUUUUAUCAGGAAUUCCUGUAAUUGUUAGUGCCAUCCGUGAUUUACACACAGUAUUUUGAUAUCGCAGAUGAUUUGCUCAUUGUAUUUGCAUAAUUAGAAAAUAGUUUGUAGACAAUGGUUCUCUUUUCUAAAUAAAAUAAAAAUGCCAAAGGCACUAGAGAAUUUAAA
Echinops telfairi (small Madagascar hedgehog) is the source of this 5426-nucleotide messenger RNA. It is a transcript of the gene HS2ST1, whose product is annotated as heparan sulfate 2-O-sulfotransferase 1. Bases 121 to 1194 code for a protein of 357 amino acids. Lineage: Eukaryota; Metazoa; Chordata; Mammalia; Afrosoricida; Tenrecidae. The record is from RefSeq and is a predicted model, not a curated record. The transcript is spliced from 7 exons. Gene Ontology annotation, molecular function: heparan sulfate 2-sulfotransferase activity. Gene Ontology annotation, cellular component: membrane.